CUUUCAGUGGAGCCUCGCUUCCCUCAAGUUCAUUCCGCGCCUGGCGUUCAUACUCCCACAGGCCUCCAUUCUAGCUCCUUCAUCAAGACCCCGACUCUGUCCAACUAUCUUCUGAAUCUCGCCCACUGCUACUCCCCAAACCAACCCCCCGCCCUUUUCGGAACGGCACCAUUUUCUUUUAUCACAUUCCUAUCACUAGUCUCAAAAUCAGAGUCAACGUUCGGCAGCAGAAGGCAGUAUCGGAUAGGAAAACCUUGGUUAUAUCUACCUUGGCCCGAGGUAACAUGACCACUCCUCCUUGAUUUCCACCACCGGGCUCGAUGCACUUCUCAGAAGCUCCGAGAACCUGUCCAGAGGGCGGGAUGGAAUCAAUACCUCUUCCAGCAGACGGGGAAACCACUCUUGCAGAGCUCUCCACCGCCCUAGAGCGUCUCUCGGGCACCGAACAAUUAUCUCAAGCACAAAUCCUAGACGCGUACUGCAGAUGGCUGUACCAUGCCGUUGGCCAUCUCGAUCAAUCUGAAGAGAAAGAGCACGCGGCUCAGAUAUUCGCUUGGUGUGCCUCACUUUACGCUCAAAACUUCACGACGGGCGACAUCUUGGACUCCUUCAAGCAGUUCUCCGCCAGGCAAACCGCCUCAGACCCUUGCUCCUUGAGAAGAACCCAGCUCGCCAUGCAGGAGAUCGAUCGCAUUACCUCGCCUCCCGUCAAGAACACUCCCCCAGCCACUUCCGACACCGAGACGCAACUACCUGUCCGCCAGCCUUUUGGAAACGGGGUUGAUACUCCCAUGAGGAAGCUAUCAAUUGUCGGUCACAAGGGUUCCCAGCAGCGAAAGGGUGACGGGAAGAAGGACAAGCAGAGAAAUAGUUCUUCCUCGACGUCGUUGGCACCAAAGGCUGGCUAUGUUUGUAGCCGCUGCGGCGUUCCUGGUCAUUUUGUUCACCUGUGUCCCACCAAUCUCGAUCCAGCUUAUGAUAAGACGCCGAAAAGCUACAGGUGUCACAUAUGCCGCGAGGUAGGACAGCAUAUCACCAGUCUUUGCCCUCGCAACGCGGACAAGUCUUCCCUCUACCAGCGGCGCCUCCGUGCGCAGCACCAAGGCGCGAGGCCCGCCAGUAGAGGGCGGACGAGAGAACCAAGCCCGAGCGGAGCAAGAGACCGUAGCAUCCCGAGGUCUAUGCCUGCAAGGCAGGACUGGGACGAGCGCAGGGACGAGAACAGGCACCGAUACCGAAGCAAGUCGAGGCACAGGGACGACGAAAGGCACCGGUAUCGAAGCAAGUCUAGAUACAGAGACGAUGUCAUCGACAAAUACCGGAGCAGGUCAAAGUACGGUGAUGAAGACAGGCACCGACACCGAAGCAAGUCGAGGUAUAGAGACAAGAGCCGAGUGAGAAGCCCUUCCAAAGGUAGAAGGGAGCUUUCUCCAAUCGCAUACUCGAGGAGGUACAACAGGUCUCGGUCUCCAAAGCGACUUAGACUCGAGGACUGGGAGCAAAGCUCAAGCAUGGGUACAGGAUCUGCCUAUGGAAGUCGUCGCGGAAGCCCCCACAACACGAUACAAUCAUCGGAUCAAGGUUGGGCUCAUUCACGCCCCGGCCACUCAGUCACCCUUCGGUCUGCCGAUCGCACGGACACGGACAGCAACAGCCUGCGAGGUUCGGACGGCUGGUCGAGCCGAGGUGGAACGCAAUCCCCUUGGACACGGCCUAUUGAAAAGGGCUCACAUUCUCCCUGUCUCCAUCCUGGACGGGAGUCUAGCCACACGACGACCGCUACAGACCAGGGAGAGGCCAUGCGACUCGCUCUCGCUGAGGCCGAUCGUUUUCUAGAGGCCUUGGGAGAGGAGUUGCUUGCCCAGGCCGCCCAACCGCCGUCUAAGGAUGCGGGAAUGGCACGCGACGACCCUGAAAUCGGCUCCGAGAACGACAGCCUAGAGAAUGGAGCCCCAGCCCCAGACCCCCAGGCUUUGGGAGACAUCAUACCAGUCUCGCGAUGCUCGCCCGCAGUUCAGAGAGCCAUGAAAAACCGCGAGAUAACCCGGGUAUGUCUGGCUAAUCGGAUGUCGGCCCUCGACCUGUGGGACAAGAAGCACGAUUGAGUGAUCAACAGGGGCAAGGACGGUUGAGGGGCGAUGCACGGGGGAAUGUUCUUGCCCUCGGGAAGUCGGGGGUUUAUGAACGAAUGCGCAUAUCCAGUUGCAUCCGGCACUGCGCCCGCGGUUGUGUAUCUAUCUAUCAGAUAGACGGAUGUGGCGCGCUAUCUCUAUACAUGCUCAUGACUGCCCCUACAGAUACCCCAUGCAGUUGUGGAUGCCCUUUUCCCAACCGUGUCUAGAAUAGGUUGAUAGCCACCUAGGUAGAUAGGUAGCCGUGAACAUACCGGCUGUUCCCAUGGUCCUCGUCAAGC
Gaeumannomyces tritici R3-111a-1 is the source of this 2413-nucleotide messenger RNA. RefSeq lists its product as hypothetical. The record is from RefSeq and is a predicted model, not a curated record. NCBI's taxonomy places the organism in Eukaryota, Fungi, Ascomycota, Sordariomycetes, Magnaporthales, Magnaporthaceae. The transcript is spliced from 2 exons. The coding region runs from base 321 to 2105 and encodes 594 amino acids.